GGCCCGGAGCAGCACGCACGGGCGGGAGCGCAGCCAGGCAGAGCCCUCGGAGCGGCGUGUGAAGCGGGAGAAACGCGAUGACGGCUAUGAGGCCGCUGCCAGCUCCAAAACUAGCUCAGGCGAUGCCUCCUCACUCAGCAUUGAGGAGACCAAUAAACUCCGGGCAAAGUUGGGGCUGAAACCCUUGGAGGUCAAUGCCAUCAAGAAGGAGGCGGGCACCAAGGAGGAGCCCGUGACAGCCGAUGUCAUCAAUCCUAUGGCCUUGCGACAGCGAGAGGAGCUGCGGGAGAAGCUGGCGGCUGCCAAGGAGAAGCGCCUGCUGAACCAAAAGCUGGGGAAGAUAAAGACCCUAGGAGAGGAUGAUCCCUGGCUGGACGACACUGCAGCCUGGAUCGAGAGGAGCCGGCAGCUGCAGAAGGAGAAAGACCUGGCAGAGAAGAGGGCAAAGUUACUGGAGGAGAUGGACCAAGAGUUUGGUGUCAGCACUCUGGUAGAGGAGGAGUUUGGGCAGAGACGGCAGGACCUGUACAGUGCCCGGGACCUGCAGGGCCUCACUGUGGAGCAUGCCAUUGAUUCCUUCCGAGAAGGGGAGACCAUGAUCCUCACCCUUAAGGACAAAGGCGUGCUGCAGGAGGAGGAGGACGUGCUGGUGAACGUGAACCUGGUGGAUAAGGAGCGGGCGGAGAAGAAUGUGGAGCUGCGGAAGAAGAAGCCCGACUACCUGCCUUAUGCCGAGGACGAGAGUGUGGACGACCUGGCGCAGCAAAAACCUCGCUCUAUCCUGUCCAAGUACGACGAAGAGCUUGAGGGGGAGCAGCCGCAUUCCUUCCGCUUGGAGCAGGGGGGCAUGGCCGAUGGCCUGCGGGAACGGGAGUUGGAGGAGAUCCGGGCCAAGCUGCGGCUGCAGGCUCAGUCCCUGAGCACGGUGGGGCCCCGGCUGGCCUCCGAGUACCUCACACCCGAGGAGAUGGUGGCCUUUAGAAGGACCAAGCGGAGGGUGAGGAAAAUCCGCAAGAAGGAGAAGGAGGUCGUAGUGCGGGCGGAUGACCUGUUGCCUCUCGGGGACCAGACUCAGGAUGGGGACUUUGGUUCCAGACUGCGGGGACGGGGUCGCCGCCGAGUGUCCGAGGUGGAGGAGGAGAAGGAGCCCGUGCCUCAGCCCCUGCCGUCAGAUGACACCCGAGUGGAGAACAUGGACAUCAGUGAUGAGGAGGAAGGUGGAGCUCCACAGCCGGGGUCCCCGCAGGUGCUGGAGGAGGACGAGGCGGAGCUGGAGCUGCAGAAGCAGCUGGAGAAGGGACGCCGGCUGCGACAGUUACAGCAGCUGCAGCAGCUGCGAGACAGUGGCGAGAAGGUGGUGGAGAUUGUGAAGAAGCUGGAGUCUCGCCAGCGGGGCUGGGAGGAGGAUGAGGAUCCUGAGCGGAAGGGGGCCAUCGUGUUCAACGCCACGUCCGAGUUCUGCCGCACCUUGGGGGAGAUCCCCACCUACGGGCUGGCUGGCAACCGCGAGGAACAGGAGGAGCUCAUGGACUUUGAACGGGAUGAGGAGCGAUCGGCCAACGGCGGCUCCGAAUCUGACGGGGAGGAGAACAUCGGCUGGAGCACAGUGAACCUGGACGAGGAGAAGCAGCAGCAGGAUUUCUCGGCCUCCUCCACCACCAUCCUGGACGAGGAACCGAUCGUGAAUAGGGGGCUGGCGGCUGCCCUGCUCCUGUGUCAGAACAAAGGGCUGCUGGAGACCACAGUGCAGAAGGUGGCCCGGGUGAAGGCCCCCAACAAGUCGCUGCCUUCAGCCGUGUACUGCAUCGAGGAUAAGAUGGCCAUCGAUGACAAGUACAGCCGGCGGGAGGAGUACCGAGGCUUCACACAGGACUUCAAGGAGAAGGACGGCUACAAACCUGACGUUAAGAUCGAAUACGUGGAUGAGACGGGCCGGAAACUCACACCCAAGGAGGCUUUCCGGCAGCUGUCCCACCGCUUCCAUGGCAAGGGCUCAGGCAAGAUGAAAACAGAGCGGCGGAUGAAGAAGCUGGAUGAGGAGGCGCUCCUGAAGAAGAUGAGCUCCAGUGACACGCCCCUGGGCACUGUGGCCCUGCUCCAGGAGAAGCAGAAGGCUCAGAAGACCCCCUACAUCGUGCUCAGCGGCAGCGGCAAGAGCAUGAAUGCGAACACCAUCACCAAGUGACAGCGCCCUCCCUCCCCGGCCCCGCCGCAACCUUCAUAUUAAAUAAAGCUCCCUCCUUAUUUUUUCCUCCCUGGUUGUGGUACAGAUUCCAGGGUUAGAUCCUUGGUUGGGUGUGGCA
This is a messenger RNA of Mandrillus leucophaeus (drill), 2303 nucleotides long. It is a transcript of the gene SART1, whose product is annotated as squamous cell carcinoma antigen recognized by T cells. The transcript is spliced from 20 exons. NCBI's taxonomy places the organism in Eukaryota, Metazoa, Chordata, Mammalia, Primates, Cercopithecidae. The record is from RefSeq and is a predicted model, not a curated record. Gene Ontology annotation, cellular component: U4/U6 x U5 tri-snRNP complex. Bases 257 to 2185 code for a protein of 642 amino acids. Gene Ontology annotation, biological process: maturation of 5S rRNA; mRNA cis splicing, via spliceosome.